UGCCGGCCCGCAGCUUCCCAGGGCAGCGCAGCUCCUGACACCACCGCGCAGCGCCAGCCGGAGCCGUUCCAGCCAUGUCCUCCAGCUCCCCGCCGGGCGAGCUGAAAAGCCGGAGCCUGGGCCGGCUGUCGCUGCCCAGGAGAGGUAGCAUGAGUCCCAGUAAGAAAUCCUCGGCUCUGGAGCUGGCAGAGAGCGCUCCGAACGCCCACUACGCUCCCCUCUCCGCCGCUCAGGGUGCGCAGCCGCCCGCGGGCUCCAGCCGGGAACCGGAGCGAGCGCUGCGCCUUAAGAACGAGGUGGUGGUGGUGAACGCCGACUGCCCCCGGCCCCCCGUCAGCCUCGACCCCCGCGUCUCCAUCUACAGCCUCCGCAAGCCCCUGCUGAGCCGCAGCAACAUCCAGGGCAGGGUCUACAACUUUUUGGAGCGACCCACGGGCUGGAAGUGCUUCGUGUAUCACUUCACCGUCUUCCUUAUUGUGCUGAUUUGCCUGAUCUUCAGUGUGCUUUCCACAAUUGAACAGUAUGCAGCUCUUGCCACAGGGACAUUAUUUUGGAUGGAAAUUGUAUUAGUGGUAUUCUUUGGAACAGAGUACGUGGUUCGGUUGUGGUCAGCGGGAUGCCGCAGUAAAUAUGUUGGGAUCUGGGGAAGGCUACGUUUUGCCAGGAAGCCCAUUUCCAUCAUUGAUUUAAUUGUAGUUGUUGCUUCCAUGAUAGUUCUUUGUGUUGGCUCCAAAGGUCAAGUCUUUGCAACCUCAGCUAUCAGGGGCAUCCGUUUUCUGCAGAUUUUACGAAUGCUCCACGUUGAUCGUCAGGGUGGGACCUGGAGGUUACUGGGAUCAGUGGUGUUCAUACACAGACAAGAACUGAUAACUACACUCUACAUUGGGUUUCUGGGCCUCAUUUUUUCCUCUUAUUUUGUGUACCUGGCUGAAAAAGAUGCUGUAAAUGAUUCUGGAGAAACAGAAUUUGGCAGCUAUGCAGAUGCACUGUGGUGGGGAGUAGUGACUGUUACAACUAUUGGCUAUGGAGAUAAAGUGCCUCAGACCUGGAUAGGAAAGACCAUUGCAUCUUGCUUCUCAGUCUUUGCCAUUUCAUUUUUUGCCCUGCCUGCGGGAAUUCUUGGUUCAGGCUUUGCCCUAAAGGUGCAACAGAAGCAAAGACAGAAGCAUUUCAAUCGUCAGAUCCCAGCAGCUGCCUCUCUCAUACAGACUGCGUGGAGGUGUUAUGCAUCUGAAAACCCAGACUCAUCUACAUGGAAAAUAUAUGUUAGAAAACCUCUCAGAAAUUAUCAUUUGCUGUCACCCAGUCCAAAGCCGAAGAAAUCAGUCAUGGUUAAAAAGAAGAAGUUUAAGUUAGACAAGGACAAUGGGCCUUCAUCUCCAGAUAGGAUGCUCUCUGUUCCCCACAUCACUUAUGACCACGUGGCAGAGGACAGGAAACCUGAUUUCAGUUUUGAACCAUAUGAAAAUUCUGAUUGUCAGCGUACCUGGCCAUCCUUUUCCACAGACCAGCAGUCAUCCAGUGCUCCUUCCUCUCCAGUGAAAAAAAGCCCAGCAUUUUUAGAUGUGAACACAGGACCCUUCAUCAGGACCAACAGCUUUGCUGAUGAGCUUGACCUGGAGGGUGAGACACUCCUGACCCCAAUAACUCACAUCUCACAGCUCCGAGAACACCACCGGGCUGCAAUCAAGGUGAUCCGUAGGAUGCAGUAUUUUGUGGCAAAGAAAAAGUUUCAGCAAGCUAGAAAGCCCUAUGAUGUCCGAGAUGUCAUUGAGCAGUAUUCCCAGGGGCACCUCAACCUGAUGGUGAGAAUCAAGGAAUUACAGAGGAGGUUGGACCAAUGCAUAGGGAAACCAUCUCUUUUUCUCCCCCUCUCAGAGAAAAGCAAAGAUCGAGGGAACAACACCAUUGGUGCCAGGCUGAACAGAGUGGAGGACAAGGUUACACAGAUGGACCAGAAACUGAACCUGAUCACAGAUCUGCUGCAUCGGCUGCUUUCCCGUCAGCAGGGUGAGCAAGGGAACAACAGAUCCUCUCCCAGAGGCAAUAAUGUCAGCACAGAUCUUUUCCUCCCCAACAACACCCUGCCAACCUAUGAGCAACUGACAGUCCCCAGAAUAAAUGAAGAUGAUAUUCCUUGAGGUGGGGUGAGCCUGGCUCGGGUUCUUCCCACCUUUCUCCUUUAAAUGGGACUGAAUGUUGAGGACAGGGAAGGAACUAAAAUCAGCAGCCAGCCAAGAAAACCCCAUGACUUUUGCAUCUGUACCACUUGUCUGAAAUCCUCUCUUCUAAAGCCACUUGCAAUUGCCAGGCUGUCUUCUCCCAGGCAAAGGGUGCUGGAGCCCUGCACUGAUUUUGUUCAUCAAGGAAUGAUCACAGCUUGUUCCUUCUCAGAAAGAGCAAAAGAAUGUAAAGACAGGCAAAAUGGCAAGGAUUUAGAGCUCCUUUCAUAAUAAUAAUAGUGGUAAUAAUAAUAUUCUAAUGAUACUUGAACUUAAAUGGAGAAAGUGCAUUCUGUUUAUGAAUCUGCAGAUAGCAAUAUAUUUCUACUAUUAAGGGUUUUUAAAACAAACUAGGAUAACUUAUGUUGUUUUUAUUGUGUAAAUGUAUACUAACAUUCUAGAGAAUGACAAACCACACACUGAAUUAUUUUCUUUUACUGUUUUAUUUUAU
Molecule: messenger RNA, 2673 nt
Organism: Calypte anna (Anna's hummingbird)
Lineage: Eukaryota; Metazoa; Chordata; Aves; Apodiformes; Trochilidae
Gene: KCNQ1
Product: potassium voltage-gated channel subfamily Q member 1
Exons: 17
Coding region: 75-2141 (688 amino acids)
Biological process (GO): potassium ion transport; transmembrane transport
Cellular component (GO): membrane; voltage-gated potassium channel complex
Molecular function (GO): voltage-gated potassium channel activity
Source: RefSeq, a predicted model, not a curated record